AUGACCUAUUCGAUAUGGGGCGAGAAUCUCUUUGACCAAGUGCAACACGAAGCGGCGUACGUGUGUUCCCCAACCCGUUGGCGCGAAUGUGACCAACUCUUGGCCGCGAACUGGGCCCAAGUCAUCUUUCGUCGUCAGUCCUUACUACACGGUGUGUGUGGGUCGGCGGGCGGCGGGGGGUGGGGGAUGGGCUGGGAUGCUGCUAAUGAUGCUGAUUUGGGGUGGCGAGUUGCGUAGAUAUCUCCGAUGAUCGACCGUACCGUUCUCGAGGCGCUUAUUCACAGGGUACACCCCUCGUCCGAGCCGACGACGACCUUGACAGGAACAAGUGGGGUUGGCACAGGACAAGUGACCCCUCGCGCCUGGAAACCAACGUCGAUCUGGAAAGAACCCAUUUCCUAGGCCACGAUUCCUUCCUCGCUUUCCACGAUCCAAGCACCGGGAAAGUCUGUUCGAUCGGAUGCUUGGUCGGGCCGAGACGGGCGGAUGGCGUCGACAGAUGCGUUACGGAGCAAUCGUUCGAGAGCGUCGAGAUGAAUAUUCAUGGCGGCUUGGUCGCCGUUUGCCAGGAGCAAGGUAGGCACCAAUGCACAUCCUAUCCCGGAGACCUUGACGUCCCAUCCAACGACUUGAUUCUAACCCAUGCUUCCCCUUUCCUCAGACUCCGACCACUACGAAUACCGGUUCUACCCUUCCCUCCCUUCCCUGCUCCACCCCAACCCCACGUCACCCUCCCCCAACUCGCCGGGCUACCACCUCCUCUCCCUCCCCUCCCCCUCCUUCCUCACCCAAACACCCACCCUCAUCUCCUCCCCUACAAUAGACCACUUCACACUUCUCUUAUCACCGUCCCAAACGGUCCUCACCUUCUCUCCCUCGAGGGAUAAUCGAUUCGGUCAGCUCGGCAUCCCUCCUUCUUCAUCUCUGAACGAGUUCGCUUGGACCCAUGUGGAGAGUCUGGAUGGUCUUUAUAUCACCCGUUUGGAAGGUGGUUACGCGACCACCCAGGAUGGGGUCCUUUACAACGUCGCGACGGGGGACAUGGUCGAGUUCUUUGGCAAAGAGGGAGACGGUCAGGUCGAGGGGCCUAGGAUAAACUGUCUCGCGGCGGGGAGUGGGUGGGCCGUGGCGAGUGAUCAGAAAGGCAACCUGUGGGUUUGUACAGACGGUACGUCCUUUUUCAUGCGCAUGCGCUGCGAUCUAUCAUUUGCUUACUGAUCGAUCACUCCCUUGGCUUCGGUGUGCGUGUGGCAGGCAAAGCACCAUGUUUCGGCUCCAAAGACACCAAGGGCCAUUUCGAAAAAGUCGUUUCACCCCCCUUGAGAGGCCGAACUAUCGAUAACCUCCUCGCCACUCGUUCGACCUGUUAUCUACUCCACUCUUGA
Messenger RNA from Microbotryum saponariae, 1385 nucleotides. NCBI's taxonomy places the organism in Eukaryota, Fungi, Basidiomycota, Microbotryomycetes, Microbotryales, Microbotryaceae. The record is from the annotation of a GenBank genome assembly.